CCAAAGGUCCCCGCGCCCACUCCUCAAGACACCCAUGGCCCUGCUGCAGGGGGCUGCACCCAGUCCCUGGAGGGUCCCAGCACGCCGCAGGGUCCCAGGAAGAAGAAGAGCCGCAAGCACCAGCGGUUCAUGGAGCGCCGAGCACUGCUGGAGCAGAAGGGGCUGCUGAGCCCCCGCCAGCACCUGGGCAGCCAGACCCCUGCGGUGGAGCUGGAGCCACCCAGCACGCUCACCAAGGCGGUUGGCACCAUGGCAUCGUGCUGUGGGAAGGUCCCCAAGCCCAAACGGGUUGUCUCCCCAUCCCUGUCGCCAUCCGCCUCUCCGGACAGCAUAGCCAGGCAUCACUCCGUGGGGAAUGGCAGCUCCCAGGGGGUGCGGGUGUCCUUCCCAGUCCUGCGCCCUGGCAAGUAUGUGGCCAUCGACUGCGAGAUGGUGGGCACGGGCCCUCAGGGCAGGCUGAGUGAGCUGGCGCGGUGCUCUGUGGUGAGCUACGAGGGGGAUGUCAUCUACGACAAGUACGUCAAGCCUGAGCUGCCCAUUGUGGACUACCGGACACGCUGGAGUGGCAUCACCAAGCAGCACAUGAAGAAUGCGAUUCCCUUCAAGGCUGCCCAGGCAGAGAUCCUGAAGAUCCUGAAAGACAAGAUUGUGGUAGGACACGCCAUCCACAACGACUUCCAAGCGCUGAAGUACUUCCACCCAAAAGACAGGACCCGAGACACCAGCCGGAUCCCCAUGCUGAACCAGAGGGCAGGGCUGCCCGGCAGGGCCAGCGUCUCCCUCAAGAGCUUGGCCAGGCACCUGCUCCAGAAAAAGAUCCAGGUGGGUUGCAGAGGACACUCAUCAGUGGAGGAUGCUCGGACAGCCAUGGAGCUGUACAGGCUGGUGGAGGUGCAGUGGGAGACAGAGCUGGCUCGGAGCCUACCCCCCCGGGCCCCCAGCCCCAUCGCAGACCCCACCACAGACAGCAACCAGUACAUGGAUGACCGGUACUGGCCCACAGACCUGAUGGGGGACAGCAUGUCCUCUCCGUGUUUUGGGCCAUCCUGA
Messenger RNA from Pterocles gutturalis (yellow-throated sandgrouse), 1050 nucleotides. Its product is annotated as apoptosis-enhancing nuclease-like. Gene Ontology annotation, molecular function: nucleic acid binding; 3'-5'-RNA exonuclease activity. Gene Ontology annotation, cellular component: nucleus. The transcript has 3 exons. The record is from RefSeq and is a predicted model, not a curated record. The annotation marks the transcript as partial. Lineage: Eukaryota; Metazoa; Chordata; Aves; Pterocliformes; Pteroclidae.